This is a messenger RNA of Haemonchus placei, 375 nucleotides long. The record is from the annotation of a GenBank genome assembly. NCBI's taxonomy places the organism in Eukaryota, Metazoa, Nematoda, Chromadorea, Rhabditida, Trichostrongylidae.
AUGCCGUCAACCUAUGAACGCUACCGCUCUUCGUCUCGAUCCGGAGGAUUUUCAACGAUAAGUGGCUACACGAGCUAUAACUCUUCACCAUCGUAUGUUGACACCGACACUACUCGUCGUUUCAAGAGAUAUCAGCAUGACAUGACACCUAUGGUCAUGAGCAUGUACGAGGGCCGCAUUGGUCAACUCGAAAGAUCACUGUCACGUGAACUGUUAACAAAGGACAGGCUGCGCUCCGAGUACAGCCAGCUAUCGAGCAAACUGAAUCAAGCUGUGCGGCAAAUGGAUUUGCUGCGAGCGACCCCGUAUUCGAGUAUGCGCUCAGCUUCACAUCCGCGUACCAGUAUCUACUCCCAUUUCUAUCCCUACUACUAG